AUGUAUUCGCAUAUGUCAAUAUCUGCUUUCUCGCUGCUGGCCAGUUUGAUCGCUUUGAUAGAUGCAUAUCCUACACAAUAUCUAACACCCGGUUCAUCAGAAACCCUCUCUAAUUCCAAUCAACCACAAACUCCUCUUAACCUCUAUACUACCACAUAUCUCCAUCCCUCUCACGCCGGAAUCCUUAACUUCUAUCCACCUUCUUUCUCAUCCUCUUCAUCAUCCUCCUCCUCACCCCUCCCAAUCCCCUUCACCCUAUCCUCCACCUGUCCACAACUCCAUCAAUCCCGGACAAGCUUAACCAACAACCUCCUCUCCAAUCUCCAUCUCCUCUACCCUAACGGUCCCACUUCCUCUCCCUAUUACACAUUUUCACCUGGCUCUUCAUCAUCCUCUUCCUCCUCCUCAUCUCCCUCUACUUCUCCCCAAAACCAAAAUCAAGAUACAUACACCCUCUCCACAACCAGCACCCAACCCAGCACACAAAAAACCACCUCCUUCAAAACCACCCUCUACAUCUCCAUCACACCCUCCACAAAAGCAGGAGUUUCAGAUAUUUCUAAAGAAGAAUGGAAGAUGUUUUUGGGAAUGUUGGGGUUAGUUAAUAGAGGGGUAAGCGAGGAGAUGAAAGGGAUGGGAUGGGGGAAAUUGGGGAUGAGGGGGGAGAUUCCUAGGGUACGAGGUGGAGUGGCUUUGGAUUCUUUAAAAGGGAGGGAGAAGAGGAGAUUGGGACCUUCGGAUGUGGUUUUUCCUUCUUCUUCUUCUUUGUAUCCUGGAGAGGAGGAGGGUGAAGGAGAAGGAGAAAAUGAAAAUGAAAAUGGAAUCCAAAACAAACCCAAACCCCAAAAAGUUUCAUUCACAUACACAGCAACAUGGAUAUACUAUGGUAUUAGCAUCGACGAAACAGGAAAAGAGAUAUUGAGGGAAUGUUCACAGAUACCUUUAAGUGCGCAAAUGCAUACGGGUAUUAAAAUUGAUUCUGAGGGGAAGAGGGAGAGUGGGAAUGGAAAAAGUGGUUAUGAGGGUAGAGUUAAGGACGAAGUGGAGGGGGAGGAAGAUAGGUGGAAGAUUGAUCUGUAG
Molecule: messenger RNA, 1080 nt
Organism: Sclerotinia sclerotiorum 1980 UF-70
Lineage: Eukaryota; Fungi; Ascomycota; Leotiomycetes; Helotiales; Sclerotiniaceae
Exons: 2
Coding region: 1-1080 (359 amino acids)
Source: RefSeq, a predicted model, not a curated record